Oncorhynchus nerka (sockeye salmon) is the source of this 2270-nucleotide messenger RNA. RefSeq names its product rho GDP-dissociation inhibitor 1-like. Bases 116 to 733 code for a protein of 205 amino acids. The transcript has 6 exons. Gene Ontology annotation, molecular function: protein binding; Rho GDP-dissociation inhibitor activity. The record is from RefSeq and is a predicted model, not a curated record. Gene Ontology annotation, cellular component: membrane; cytosol; cytoplasm. Gene Ontology annotation, biological process: Rho protein signal transduction. NCBI's taxonomy places the organism in Eukaryota, Metazoa, Chordata, Actinopteri, Salmoniformes, Salmonidae.
GCCUUUGUAGUGCGAGUCAAUAUUCCCGGAAGCGUGCUGUGCGUUUGAUUUGAGCUGCUCCCUCAUCGCCAUUCAGUGGCGCGUACUCCAGUGUAGCAGAAGCAUAACGUAGACUAUGGCAGAGCAGGAUCCCACCCCGGAGCAGCUGGCGGCCAUCGCAGCGGCCAACGAGGAAGCGGAGGGCGGGGUCAACUACAAGCCCCCCGCUCAGAAGAGUCUGCAGGAGAUCCAGGAGCUGGACAAGGACGACGAGAGCCUGCGCAAGUACAAGGAGGCCCUGCUGGGGAACGCCGCCGCGGCUGCAGUAGACCCCAACGCUCCCAAUGUCCAGGUGACACGCUUGACCCUGAUGUGUGAGACGGCGCCGCUGCCCCUGACCCUUGACCUACAGGGAGACCUGGAGUCCUUUAAGAAACAGUCCUUUGUGCUGAAGGAAGGCGUGGAGUACAAGAUAAAGAUCAGCUUCAAGGUCAACAAGGAGAUUGUGUCGGGACUGAAGUAUGCCCAGCAGACCUACAGGAAAGGAGUCAAGGUUGACAAGUCAGACUACAUGGUGGGGAGCUACGGGCCGCGGCCGGCAGAGUAUGAGUUCCUGACUCCUCUGGAGGAGGCUCCUAAAGGCAUGCUGGCCCGCGGCACCUACAACAUCAAGUCCAAGUUCACUGAUGACGAUAAGCACGACCACCUCUCCUGGGAGUGGAACCUUAACAUCAAGAAAGAGUGGAAAGACUGAGUCCCCGUCAACUUGAUUUUCCCCCAUCUUCUUAUUCCCAUUCCAUUAUUUUGCGAUAAGUAAUUAAGGCAAAUUGCUCUCUCGUCCACCCCAAUCCCUGCAGUAGUUUCAUUCUAAUCACGUUGUCAUGCCAUUCACCCCCCCCACACCCCACACACACACUCCUUGUGAUGCUGAGUAUUGAAUAUGUGGAGAAAGCAAAUCAUGAAUUUGUUUUGGUUAGUUUGUAUAGAACCUUUUUUUUUUAUAUGAAAAAAAUGAAAGAUUGAUUUGUUAAUGCUCUUGAUAUGGAUGUCAAUCAACUGUGUGAAUUCCAUCCUUUCCCCUUCCUGCUGAUUGUUUUAUACAACCAUGAUCUGCCUUGUAAAGGUGUUGCUGUGUGUUAAAGGCUGUGGUAGGUCCACACUCUGUACUCUUUGUUGGGGACGUUGCCCUCUGUCAGUGGAAAGCCUUUGAGCAGAUUAUAUGUACCAGAGUCCACACAAUUAGUUUAUUCUGGAACUAGUGUGAAUUCCUAAGCGUUAAGAGGUGGCAUUGAACAGCACUUACCGGCAGUCCACCAGAGGAACUGUGACCACCUGCUGAAGGUGCAAGUGUGCCUCUUCCUGGUCAGGGUUUUCACCUCCCUACCUAGUUCAUUCAGCAGCCAUGUGGCCUUAAAGAGGAUUCCUGUAGAACUAACGAUGAAGGAAAUGAUCACAGAGCCAUUUGCCUUCAGAACAGAACUGUCAGAUUGUUACGAGAGCCUCCUAUAGGGUUUGAGUAAAAGAGUUUUAGGCUGAGUGCAGGUGCGAACAGACAGACCAUUGAGAUGCUUGUACCUUCUUUCCAGAUUAGCCAGUAGAAGUAGACCAGGAAAGAGAACAGCAGACAUCUCUGCUCCCUUCCCUCCUCACCGCGUCAGGUGGUCUCAAUGUGGACCACCUUUAGUGCUGUUUGCUGAUGUGAAUGUGUUUACGUUGAUAUAAAGAACCUGGUUUUGUUGACAACUAAGAAAUGAGCUCCUUGUCAAAUGCCCUCGAAGCAGACCUUGAGGCCUUCUUCCAGUCACUAACUCCAUUGCUGUAGCGUCUCAUAUGGGGCCUUGCUGGUGGCCCUUGUGAGCAGAGAGGAAUGUCACACAAGGGUUGUUAAUCCGCUCACCUCGAGUAUGAAUCAACUCCAGGAUUACCAAAACUGGCUGUGCGUCCUAGCCUUUACAACCACCAGCUGCUCUCUGCUAAGGUCAGACAUUCAGAAUGGGAACUCAACAUCAAAUAGUUUUUAACUUUGGGCCUGAUGUUUUAGGUCAGGUCUAAGUUGUGCACAGACCCAGAGUUAAGUAGAACGAGAACAGCCAAGACCUCUUAAUACAAAACCGUGUUAUAUUUUUCUACACUCCAUUAAUCAAUGUCAUAACUUGUGAUGUAGGGCUCGGGCUUUGUUUGGUUUCAGUGGUUCAGUAUGCUUCACUGGAUCAUUGUUUCAGUAUGGUUUUGAUUCUGUGUGCCACCUGGAGAACACUGUUCACCUGUCACAUUAAAGUCUUCAGACUGGA